GUAAAAAGGGUGAUGGACAAACGUGCGGGCACUAAGACCGCAAGGCAUUCAUUUCCUCCUACGGUGGAUGCGGACGCCGGGAGGAGGAGAGCCCCACGACGAGGAGCUGCGAGCAAAGCGCAGAGAACACAUAGCGUCUCCGAAGAUCAGCCCCAAUGAACAUGUCAGUGUUGACUUUACAAGAAUAUGAAUUCGAAAAGCAGUUCAACGGGAAUGAAGCCAUCCAGUGGAUGCAGGAAAACUGGAAGAAAUCUUUCCUGUUUUCUGCUCUGUACGCUGCCUUUAUCUUUGGUGGUCGGCACGUGAUGAACAAGCGGGCGAAGUUUGAACUGAGGAAGCCUUUAGUGCUCUGGUCUCUGACCCUCGCAGUCUUCAGUAUAUUCGGUGCUGUUCGAACUGGUGCUUACAUGGUGUACAUUUUGAUGACCAAAGGCCUGAAGCAGUCAGUUUGUGACCAGAGUUUUUACAAUGGACCUGUCAGCAAAUUCUGGGCUUAUGCAUUUGUGCUAAGCAAAGCACCUGAACUAGGAGAUACAAUAUUCAUUAUUCUGAGGAAGCAGAAGCUGAUCUUCCUGCACUGGUACCACCACAUCACUGUGCUCCUGUACUCUUGGUACUCCUACAAGGACAUGGUGGCCGGGGGUGGUUGGUUCAUGACGAUGAACUAUAGCGUGCACGCCGUGAUGUACUCUUACUACGCCUUGCGAGCAGCGGGUUUCCGAGUCUCCCGGAAGUUUGCCAUGUUCAUCACCUUGUCCCAGAUCACUCAGAUGCUGAUGGGCUGUGUCGUUAACUACCUGGUCUUCAAAUGGAUGCAGCAUGACCAGUGUCACUCUCACUUUCAGAACAUCUUCUGGUCCUCACUCAUGUACCUCAGCUACCUUGUGCUCUUCUGCCACUUCUUCUUUGAGGCCUACAUCGGCAAGAUGAGGAAAACCAUGAAGGCUGAAUAGUGUUGGAACUGAGGAGGAAGCCAUAGCUCAGGGUCAUCAAGAAAAAUCACAGACAAAAGAAAAUGGCACAAGGAAUCACAUAUGGUGCAGCUAAAACAAAACACAUGAGCAAACACAAAACCCAAGGCAGCUUAGGGAUAAUUAGGUUGACAUAACCCAGUAAGUUUAUGAUCCUUUUUGGGUGAGGACUCACUGAGUGCACCUCUAUCCCAAAGGACCGCUGCUAGAGGACCCCAUUUCUUUAUCUGUCAACUUUAAGACAAAUGAGAGCAAAAGUGAGCCAGAGGCAGAGAGAGAGAAAUCGAAGGCAAAAGUUAUUGACACUGAAAAGUAUUUACUAAGUGUUAUAUUUCUCUGAGAAUGAAAGAAGUUUACUUAAAAACUGUGCGAGCACAUGCACACACAAUCUAAUCUUUUUGACACUAAACUGGAGCCAAUAGAGUAGAUAAAAAUGGAAGAGACACAGGGUGUAUAUCUAGAACAUUAAUCCUUUUGCAAAACUUAAAGCCUUUUUAAGAAAGGUUAGUAGCUGUAGCCCCCAUGAGGAAAGAUGUCUUAAUCACCUCUUACGAAAACAGAUAUAAACAAGUAUAUUUCAACUGGUGUUUUCCUCUUAACAGCACAGCUUCAGGCUGGUGGGUUUGCCAGAACCAAAUGGGGCACAGUGUCCUUCCCAGGUUCUUCCUGGGAGGAUGGAAACAAUGCGGCCCAGUGCUGGAAGGAGCAGAUCCAUCUCAGAGCAUUUCUGGUAGUUUUAUCAGUAAAUUCUAUUCUUGAGUGAGAUAUGAAGCAUCAUCCUUGGUUCAGGUACCCCAGGCUUUUGAAAAGAGUAAAUACAGGAUAGAAAAAGUGAAACUCAACUGAAUGAUUUGAAAAUGGAUUCUGUAGUACAUGUAGAAAAGGGUCGAUCCAGUACCAUUCUUGAGCUGAGAAGGGAGAAAAGCAGGGAAAAGAAGUGAGCCGAAGAUCUUUACAAUGUAUACCCUUACCUGUUUGACUUCACACAUAGUCAUAAGUUUCCACAUGAAAAUCUGUGGUACAGUCUAUAUCUUCUAUAUUUUUGUGAAUUUCAAAAAUCUGCAGGGCCCUUUCCUGAUACUGAGUGAACACUGUGUUUCUGCAUCAUCUGCAUUUGCUCCCUAAGCAAUGUAGAGGUGUGUAAAGUGCCCUCUGCUGGUCAAGUGGAGAUACUUCAACAAACGCUUCCUGGGAAGUUUGGAACAGUCGCCAACAAAGGGCCCCCUAUAGACUUAUCCUCCAAAUUUUAAGUAAUACAAAAUACACGUCAUAUUUUUGGCCAAAUCGGAAGACAUCUUUCCUGCUUCGAGUCAGCUUCAGAAAUUUUUUAAAAAGGACUUUCACUCUGGAACUCAGAAAGUCAGUUUAUUAAGAGCCAUAUUCUUUAAAAGGAAAAGGUAGUUAAUAUAUUAUUGGUAAUAUUUCAGUCCUUUACAAGCCAAAUAAAUGUGUAAACAUUCCUAGUAUUUCAAAGAAACAAUUAUGUAAAGUUGUUCAAUGUGAUAUAAUAGUAUUCUAAUUGGUUAAGUAGCUUAAUGAUUAGACACACUAGUUGAAAAGAGUAGGGGCUGCUCCACUGCGUAGAUCACACAUGUAGAGCCACACAUAUGCACAAAUGUGGGGUGCACCGGCUUUCAGAGCCCAGACGAAUAGAAACACACUUUCUGGCUAGCAGAAAAGAAACCGUUGUUUAUCUUUUCUUGCUUUAUUUGAGAGUGUACAGUAAAAGGGAUUUUUUCAAAUUAUUUUUAUAUUAUUUUAGCUUUAAUUGUGCUGUCAUUCAUGAAACAGAGCUGUUCUGCUUCUCUGUCAGAGAUGACAAGGGCUUUCUCAGCAUCUCGUUUAUGUGUGGAAUUGAAAAGAAUAAAGUUUUAUUCCAUUCUGUGUGAAUGGUUUGAACAGUGAACAA
Messenger RNA from Phyllostomus discolor (pale spear-nosed bat), 2880 nucleotides. RefSeq names its product ELOVL fatty acid elongase 6 (gene ELOVL6). Gene Ontology annotation, molecular function: fatty acid elongase activity. The transcript has 5 exons. Lineage: Eukaryota; Metazoa; Chordata; Mammalia; Chiroptera; Phyllostomidae. Gene Ontology annotation, biological process: very long-chain fatty acid biosynthetic process; sphingolipid biosynthetic process; fatty acid elongation, polyunsaturated fatty acid. Bases 156 to 953 code for a protein of 265 amino acids. Gene Ontology annotation, cellular component: endoplasmic reticulum membrane; endoplasmic reticulum. The record is from RefSeq and is a predicted model, not a curated record.